GGGUUGGUGUCAGAUGACGCAUGCGCAGUGACUGAAACUGGGCUGUGUGGUAGCGCGUGACGUGCUUAGCAGUUGCCCGCGUCGCGCUAUACAGUGACGUGAAAGAAUCCGGUGAGGCCCGGCCAGCGGUGUAACUAGUCUAUCAUUGAUCCGACUCAGUGCUAGUAAUACACCGGCGCCCAGCUAUUGCACUCACCUUUUACAAUGUAUAGAUAUAAGAUAACGCUGAAAGAUCGUCACCAGCUCUACAAGCUUAUAAUCAGCCAGCUGCUCUAUGAUGGUCACAUUAACAUUGCAAAUGGUUUAAUCAAUGAAGUUAAACUGAAUUCAGUUUGUGCUCCUUCAGAACAGUUACUCCAUCUCAUCAAAGUGGGCAUGGAGAAUGAUGACAGCGCAGUUCAGUAUGCCAUAGGCCGCUCUGACACCGUGGCCCCUGGCACAGGCAUUGACCUUGAGUUUGACGCCGAUGUACAGACGAUGUCUCCAGAAGCCUCAGAGUAUGAGACUUGCUAUGUAACAUCACACAAGGGUCCCUGUCGCGUGGCCACUUACAGCAGAGAUGGACAGCUGAUUGCAACUGGAUCAGCCGACGCCUCCAUAAAGAUCCUGGACACCGAGCGAAUGCUAGCUAAGAGUGCCAUGCCAAUCGAGGUCAUGAUGAACGAGACUGCCCAGCAGAACAUGGAAAACCACCCCGUCAUUCGGACGCUGUAUGACCAUGUUGAUGAGGUCACGUGUCUGGCUUUCCAUCCCACAGAGCAGAUCUUGGCUUCUGGCUCCAAAGACUACACCAUGAAACUGUUUGAUUAUUCCAAACCCUCAGCCAAAAGAGCCUUUAAAUACAUUCAGGAAGCAGAAAUGUUGCGAUCCAUCUCGUUCCAUCCAUCAGGAGACUUUAUCAUUGUUGGCACACAACAUCCCACACUACGGCUCUAUGAUGUGAACACUUUCCAGUGCUUCGUUUCCUGUAACCCUCAAGAUCAGCACACAGACGCUAUCUGUUCUGUCAACUACAACCCCAGUGCCAAUACGUACGUCACUUGCAGCAAAGAUGGCAGCAUCAAGCUCUGGGAUGGAGUCUCAAACCGCUGCAUAACCACAUACGAGAAGGCCCACGAUGGGGCAGAAGUGUGCUCUGCCAUCUUCUCCAAAAACUCCAAAUACAUUCUUUCUAGUGGCAAAGACUCUGUGGCGAAGUUGUGGGAGAUUUCUACUGGACGGAUGUUGGUAAAAUACACAGGUGCUGGACUAAGUGGAAGGCAGGUGCACAGGACACAGGCUGUAUUCAACCACACAGAAGACUAUGUUUUGCUCCCUGAUGAAAGGACAAUUAGCCUGUGCUGCUGGGAUUCCCGAACAGCAGAACGCCGAAACCUCCUCUCCCUGGGACACAAUAAUAUUGUUCGUUGUAUUGUCCACUCUCCCACCAACCCUGGUUUCAUGACCUGCAGUGAUGAUUUCAGGGCCCGGUUCUGGUAUCGCAGAUCAACUACAGACUGAUUUCUGGCUGCUCAGACUCCAACUUCAUCAAAUCGUGGACUCUAGCCUCUAAUGCUAGACCUAUUAAUGUGGCCAAACACGAAAGCCACAAAUGAGGAACAAAUGAUUAAACUGCCACUUUUGUUACCUAUUAUUAGGAGAUGUACAUCGAGUGGGUGAGGAUCUAGUUAGCCAGUCUCGGGGAUGGUUAUACAGUAGGCGCAUACAGAAUAGUGACAUCUCCAGCACACACUGGUAUUAUCCCAGCCUCUGAAAGAGAUCUGUAUAGUGCUGGGGAAGAUCUUUAUUUUCUUCUUUCACUAUAACCAAACAAUAAAACAGAAUCCAACCUGUCUACUGCUUACCGUCACACAGUCCUAUAGCUCCCCAUUUCUGCAUUUUAGAAAAUCUAAUUCACACCAUCUAUCAGCUUAUAAGUUUUCAUUAUUUAAUACCACACUCAGUUGGAGAUGUGCACUGAUGCAAAAAUGUAAUGACCAUUCAUUUAUUUUGUAUCCUAAAAGCCUUUUUUAAUAAUUUCCAAAUAAAGGACUAUUUCUUUUUUAAA
Molecule: messenger RNA, 2047 nt
Organism: Pseudophryne corroboree (corroboree frog)
Lineage: Eukaryota; Metazoa; Chordata; Amphibia; Anura; Myobatrachidae
Gene: CSTF1
Product: cleavage stimulation factor subunit 1
Exons: 6
Coding region: 205-1500 (431 amino acids)
Biological process (GO): mRNA 3'-end processing
Cellular component (GO): mRNA cleavage stimulating factor complex
Molecular function (GO): RNA binding; protein binding
Source: RefSeq, a predicted model, not a curated record